CGACUCUACGUCGUACACCCGGUUUCAAAGUCGCCGGGCACAGUUUGGUCGAGCGGUUUUUCGCGCGAGGUCGUCGCGCGAGACGACAACAACAAUGGAGAAGAACGAGUUCCGUGCGGUGAUAAAGCACUUCUAUUUGAGAAAGUGGACGGCCGCCGGGAUCAAAGCCGAGCUGGACGACGUGCACGGUGAGUCCGCGCCGGCGUUGAAGACGAUCUACUUCUGGAUGAACGAAUUCAAGCGCGGCCGGACGUCGACGAAGGACGAGUCGCGCUCCGGACGUCCGGCCGAGGUCACCACGCCGGAGAUGACGAAGAAGAUCCACGGUAUGGUCGUGGGGAACGGUCGGAUGAGGAAGCUCUGCGGACGAUGGGUGCCGCGAUCGCUGACCGGCGAGCAGAAGCGCGCGCGAGCCGACAUUUCGCGGCGGUGUCUGGCGAGGCUCGGCCGAGACUGCCCGGCGGAUUUCUGGCGUCGAUUGGUGGCCGUGGACGAAACGCGGAUCCUGUACACGCCCGAGUCGAAGGAGCUGAGCGGACCCGCGCCGAAGAAGGCGAAGACCGUCUCGUCGGCCGGCAAUGUCACGGCUACGGUAUUUUGGGAUUCCCAAGGCGUCAUCUUCAUCGAUUACUUGGAAAAAAGUCGGACGGUUACGGGAACGUAUUACGCGACCCUCCUCGACCGUUUCGACGAGGAGCUGCGGACGAAACGACCGAGGUCGUCGCGGAAAGGGACGAUUCUUCAACAGGACGACGCGCCAGCUCGCACGUCGGCCGUCGCAACGGCGAAACUUCGGGAAUUGCGCUACGAAUUGCUGCCCCUUCCGUUCUAUUCUCCGGAUCUGGCCCCCUGCGACUUCUUCCUGUUCCCCGGGCUCAAAACCCGGCUCGGGGGGGAGAGGUUCGCGUCCGACGAGGAGGUGAUCACCACCGUGAACGAAUAUUUCGAAGGCUACGACGCUGCGUACUACUCCGAGGGGAUCAAAAGGCUGGAACAACGCUGGGCGAAAUGCGUCGAACUCGAGGGAGACUACGUUGAAAAAUGAACGGACAUCGCGGUCUCGAAGAAGGCUGAUUUUCCUCCCUUUUUUUUGAUCGUACUUAUCGAACCACCCUCGUAUGUAUAUAUUUAUUUUUUUCCCGUAUAAUUAAGCCUUUAAUCGUAUGUUAAAUUUAAGGGAGAAAUCACUAACAUAACGUUAUUACAAUGGUGUUUUGUAAUAUGUUACGUUUUCAAAUAUGUAUCUCUUCAUGUCGCGUACAACGCCAUUGUUAUCGAUAUUUGAUCGAAAUGUGAAAAAUCAUGUUUUUACUCUGUGAUUUUAAUAUUUAAAUACAUAACAUUGUGUCGAGUAACAGUUUAAAAACUGGGCAAAAUGUUAUGUCAGAAUGUUUGUAAAAUUAACGUUUCAAAAAAAGGAUCAAUUCAACGUUUUUGCUUACCGAGUAGGAUGUCUUUUGAACAUUUGUGCUGCCUAAGUAUAUUUAUAAGUAAUUUA
Messenger RNA from Dinoponera quadriceps, 1498 nucleotides. RefSeq names its product histone-lysine N-methyltransferase SETMAR-like. Lineage: Eukaryota; Metazoa; Arthropoda; Insecta; Hymenoptera; Formicidae. Gene Ontology annotation, molecular function: nucleic acid binding. The transcript has 2 exons. The coding region runs from base 95 to 1045 and encodes 316 amino acids. The record is from RefSeq and is a predicted model, not a curated record.